CUCUUCUGCACCACCAAUAAAAUCACCUAAUACUACCACGCACAGGUCGGCUGAUCCAGCAGCAGAAAAUGCCAUUGAUUUUAUCACCUUCAACAGUUUAAGAACGUCAUACCUAUCUGUUGUUUCACCCGCGCUACACGGAACGCAAUAUUUAAUAUACUUUAGUUUUUGAUUGAACUGCAUUUGGAGGUUGACUCAAUCAAGAUGGACGAAGAGCCAGAGAGAGCCAAGCGUUGGGAGGGGGGUUAUGAGCGAACAUGGGAGAUCUUGAAGGAGGAUGAGUCUGGAUCUCUCAAAGCCACUGUGGAGGAAAUCCUUUUCCAGGCCAAAAGGAAAAGGGUGUUCGAGAGCCAUGGACAAGUUCGGCUUGGGAUGAUGCGUCACCUGUACGUGGUGAUUGACACCUCUAGAACCAUGGAAGACCAGGACCUGAAACCCAACCGCCUCACCUCUACACUCAAGCUGGUGGAAUAUUUUGUCGAGGAAUACUUUGAUCAGAACCCCAUCAGUCAGGUGGGCAUCAUCACCACAAAGAACAAGAGAGCGGAGAAGCUGACUGACCUGGCAGGGAACCCAAAGAAGCACAUUGAUGCCCUGAAGAAAGCAAAGGACUCUACGUGUGGAGGAGAACCCUCUCUAUAUAACUCCCUCAGCCUGGCCAUGCAGACACUCAAACACAUGCCAGGACACAGCAGCAGAGAAGUCCUCAUCAUCUUUAGUAGUCUCACCACAUGUGACCCAGCUAACAUCUACGAGCUGGUCAAGACUCUGAAGGCUCUGAAGAUCCGUGUGUCUGUGAUUGGCCUGUCAGCCGAGGUGCGUGUCUGCACCGUGCUCACCAGAGAGACCGGGGGGUCGUACCAUGUGAUCCUUGAUGAGAGCCACUUCAGGGAGCUGCUGAUGUUUCAUGUGAAGCCUCCUCCUGCUACCUCCUCCUCCGAGUGUUCCCUCAUACGCAUGGGUUUCCCCCAGCACACCAUAGCCUCUCUAUCAGACCAGGAUGCCAAGCCUUCUUUCAGCCAGGCCCAUCUGGACAGCACUGGUGGUGGUCCCGGUCUGUCUAUGGGAGGGUACUUCUGUCCACAGUGCCAGGCCAAGUACACUGAGCUACCUGUCGAGUGUAAAGUCUGUGGGCUGACACUUGUCUCCGCUCCUCACCUGGCCCGAUCUUUCCACCACCUCUUCCCCCUGGAGGCCUUCCAGGAGAGUCCUCUGCUGCUGCACCACAGAGAGAGGUUCUGUGAAGCCUGCCAGGGGGAGCUGAAAGACAAAAGUGUGUUCACGUGUCUGUCGUGCUGCAGUGUGUUCUGCGUGGAGUGUGACCUGUUCAUCCACGACACGCUGCACUGCUGCCCCUCCUGCAUCCACAGCCGCAGUGCCCCCUGAGAUGCUCUGGUCAAAAGUAGAGCGAUAUAUAUAUAUAUAGGAAACCUCAGACAAGUGCCAAUAUACCUGCACACACUUUAAAGAUGUUUACUAAUUUGGAGGAACUUCAGUGCUUUGGGCCCUUCCUGAAUUUACCUCUGGAGUUGUGUUGCUAGGAAAUGUGGAAUUGACUUUGGCCGUAUUGCUUGGAGUUGACCUUGGAGUUGUCCUGUAUCCAGGCUGACAUCUAAAGCUAGAGGACUGACUUUACCUCAAUGAUUGAGAUGGAACUGCUGAAACUCUGAGCAUCGAUAUCACCGGUUGGCUAGUGCCGGAUGGUUCUGGUAGCAGCGUAGAAUGGACCAAACUUUUUCAAUAAACUUCAGCUUUUUUGUAGAGA
Salvelinus namaycush (lake trout) is the source of this 1765-nucleotide messenger RNA. RefSeq names its product general transcription factor IIH, polypeptide 2 (gene gtf2h2). NCBI's taxonomy places the organism in Eukaryota, Metazoa, Chordata, Actinopteri, Salmoniformes, Salmonidae. Bases 205 to 1386 code for a protein of 393 amino acids. The record is from RefSeq and is a predicted model, not a curated record. Gene Ontology annotation, cellular component: transcription factor TFIIH holo complex; transcription factor TFIIH core complex. Gene Ontology annotation, biological process: regulation of transcription by RNA polymerase II; nucleotide-excision repair; DNA-templated transcription. The transcript has 11 exons. Gene Ontology annotation, molecular function: zinc ion binding.